Messenger RNA from Stegastes partitus (bicolor damselfish), 2023 nucleotides. RefSeq names its product family with sequence similarity 210 member Ab (gene mims1b). The coding region runs from base 196 to 1047 and encodes 283 amino acids. The record is from RefSeq and is a predicted model, not a curated record. Gene Ontology annotation, cellular component: mitochondrion. The transcript is spliced from 4 exons. NCBI's taxonomy places the organism in Eukaryota, Metazoa, Chordata, Actinopteri, Pomacentridae.
UGGGUUACAUGCUGGCUACCACGCAGUCCAUUGCUGCAGAGAUAAAUGUGGUCUUGAACGACACUUAGCCCAGGCACUCUCGCAUGGCCCUCGGUCCUGAGGAGUGCUGCUUUACCCUGAACUCUACCUGUAAGUGACAGAUCUGUGGUUGAGCAUCACAGCAGCAGAAAAGAGGAGGAGGAGGACAAGAGGAGGAUGACAAUGCAGCGCCUCCUAACUCAUGGGACGCUGCAGCGAGUGGCAGCGAUGCGGCCGCUGCUGGUGGGUGUCACCGUCCCUGAGGCUCCAGCAGCGUUUUGUUGCUGUGCCCUCCGCCUGCCACCGUCACCACCUGCAGGCCAACGCUGGCUCUCAACCUCAGCUUACAGCAGAGCAGCACAUCAACCAAAACACCAGUCAACACAGGACAAGCAACAAUCCACCCUCACACCUCCAACGCAGGACAUCCAGAAAGAGGAAGCUGGCCCUGAUCUUGCAGAGGUGGACCCCUUGCAGGAUAAGUCCAUUGGCCUGUUUCAGAGGUUUAAGAAGACGUUCAAACAGUACGGGAAGGUGUUGAUUCCUGUGCACCUGGUGACAUCCUCUGUCUGGUUUGGAACCUUCUAUUAUGCUGCUAUGAAAGGUGUGAAUGUAGUGCCAUUCCUGGAGAUGAUUGGUCUGCCAGAGUCACUAGUUGGCCUUUUGAGAGACUCAUCAAGUGGCUACGCACUGACUGCAUAUGCCAUGUACAAGAUUGCUACCCCUGCUAGAUACACGGUGACUCUGGGUGGCACCUCACUGUCUGUUCAGUAUCUUCGCAAGCACGGCUACUUGUCUAGACCACCACCAGUCAAAGACUACAUCCAGGACAAAAUGGAAGAGACCAAGGAGAAACUGACAGAAAAGAUGGAAGAGACGAAGGAGAGAUUUUCAGAGAAAAUGGAGGAAACAAAAGAACGCUUCUCAGAGAAAAUGGAAGAAACUAAGGACAAGCUUUCUGAGAAACUGCAGGAAACCAAAGACAGAGUCUCUGAGGGAAAAGCAUUUUUUAGAAAGAAAGGUGAUUAGUGAAUCACAUAUACAGGUGGCGCCUUUUAAUAAAUGGUCCUAAUUUGAUCUCAAACAUGUAAGCAGUGAAUAGGGGACAAGUAACAGAUGGUAUUUCUGAGACUGUUUGGAGACAGGAGAAACGUUGCACUAUCCCUGUCCUGCAAUUUUGCCUCACACAUCUCAGUUAUCACCUGGUGUCUAUGUAAGUGUCAAAAUCAGUCCCUACUUGUCUGAACCCUUCCACGAUGCACUCUAAGUGUAGACCAGACAGCAGCUUAGUAGACUGCUGGCAAUGCUACAUUCUGGCUCUGUCAUCCCAGACUGGAUUUACACAGGCUCAAGCAAUCUGGACCUUAACUCUUGGUUGGCUGUAAGUCAGGUGUUUAAAGAAGAGCACUGUUCUAAUUUCUGUUGUCAUAUACAUACAUGUGGGGGGGAAAAAAAGAUAUCUAGGUUCCAAUGAGAUUAAAAUAUGUGCCUGUGUAAAAACAGUAAAGACUGAAUGGGAGAGAGAGCAGUGCUAAUCCUUCUGCUUGUUAGGAAAAUAAAACUUGAAGCUCAUGGUUACGUGUAUUAGUCCAUCAAAGCCUUUCUAAAGGCUGAAGGUAUCACCUUGUGUCUUUUCUAAUGUAAUGAGAAAGAAAUUUAAGUUUUUCUAAUGUAUUUUUAUCUGAUAGCCAAUGCUAAUAUAUGACAUUAUUUCUGUUUCUGUACCAUUUAAUGUAUCGACUGAAAGUUAUGGAAGAAAUGAGUCAGAUGAUCAUUUGAGAGCUGCUUCUAGUAGGUGUCGUUUUACAUGUGGUCAGUUGGUGAUCUGACAAGUAAACAUGCAAUGGCUGCAGUUUGUAUGAACAGUAUCCAUGCUGUGUGAUACAUUGAUGGUGUUCCAGAGGAAAUGUCUUGGUUGCUUUGCUAAAUAGACAAAUGUUCUUAUCAGAAAUUCACACCGAUGUCUGGUGAAAACCACAAAUGAAUAAAAGUCAAAUACGAAUCA